Messenger RNA from Lycium barbarum (goji berry), 2237 nucleotides. RefSeq names its product two-component response regulator-like APRR2. Gene Ontology annotation, cellular component: nucleus. The record is from RefSeq and is a predicted model, not a curated record. NCBI's taxonomy places the organism in Eukaryota, Viridiplantae, Streptophyta, Magnoliopsida, Solanales, Solanaceae. The coding region runs from base 925 to 1743 and encodes 272 amino acids. Gene Ontology annotation, molecular function: DNA-binding transcription factor activity. Gene Ontology annotation, biological process: regulation of DNA-templated transcription. The transcript has 4 exons.
AUAUAUAUAUAGUUAUAUUAUUGAUGUCACAUUUCAAAGAUUUUUGCUCGGACAAUAGAUAAAUUAAACGAGAAUAACUAAACUUUAUUGAGAAAUUUGUUCUUGGCUCUUUUCUAACUCUUGAAAAACAUAUGUUUCAAAAAAAAAAAAAACUCUUGAAAAGCAUAUCCAUAAAAUAAAAUUAUCUCAAUUUUUUGUGUAUGUGAUCCCUUGUCCUCAUGUCAUUCUAAAUACAUUAUUAAAUAAUAUAUUCCUAAAUGAUCUUCAGUAUUUUUUUAAAAUUCCAUUAUUUAUUCUAAAUAAUAUAUAAUUUGUGAACAUGUCAAAUUCCAUACAUUCAUUAAAAUAUAUAUUGAUUUUGUGUGAUUUCAUAAACUAAUUAAAGCGUAACAAAUAUAACAUGAAAAUUAAUAAUUGAAUUUGUAAGAGAAACAAAUAGACCCUCGUGAUAACUAAUUUUGGGGACAAUAUAUUGUCUUUCUUCUUCUUCACUGACUUUCGAAGUGCAUUGAUACAAUAACGGUAGUUGAUACGGCUUUGGAAGCAAUGUCCAUCCUCUCCAAAGGAAAGGGAAAAAUCAAUGUUAUGAUAAUCAAUGUCCAUUUACGUGAUUUGCCUUCUUUUCAACUUUUGGCUCAAGCUGUGGCCUUGGAUAUCAUUUCACUAUUUGUAUGUGAUGAACACAAUGCACUCUCAGCAAAGAAGGCUUUGAACGAUGGGGCUCACCUUUACUUACAAAAGCCACUAAACGAGAAAAUGAUGAAAUACUUAUGGCAAUUGUAUUGGGGAAAAAGAUGCAAAAGGAAAAAGCAAGAGAAGAAUUAGAAGAAAAUGGAGAUCAGAUGAAUAUUGGUGAUGCUGCUGAUGUGGAUCACAAUAACAUUAUUGGAGAUGAAGAACCAGUAGGAGAGAGGAAUAUCCCUAAUGUUGAGGAACGGAGCAAUAAUAUUUAUGGGGCUGAGAACGAUGUCGUAUCAAAUGAAAAAUCUAAGCUUUGGAGAAAGAGGGGUAGAAAUAACACAAAAGAGACUAAUGAAGGAGAGAACCAGAGCAGCGUUAAUGAAAUCAUUAGACGAAAGGUCUGCACAGAAUGGACUAUGGAUCUUCAUACAAAAUUCAUGGAAGUUGUGCAACAACUUGGUGAAGGAAAAAUGUCGUAAUGACACUUGGAGAGCUCUAGAAAAUCGAAAAUCUAUUCAUCACCCAUCAGGUGAGGGAUCCUCAAGUGCUUCUAAAAAGAGAAGUAGCUUUAGAAAAAUUGGGACAAUGCUUCGUCUCCAGAUAAUGCCUCAUCUCCAGAUAAAUGUUACAAAUCUGCAGCAACAACAACAACAACAUAGCCCAGAAACCCGAAGAGGCCCAGAGUAUCCAUAUACACCAUUUAAUACGAAUGAUAUUUUUGCUAGAGGAGAGAGUUCAACUCAGCAGCAGGUCUAUCACCCACAAAUUCAAGUUGAUCCCUACUACCUCACUAUUGGCAGCCCAUAUAAUAACCCAUUUCUAUCUGCACAAAAUAAUGUUAGUGGUGGGAUACAACAACAUGGCCCAUUAUUUGAAAUGUUGGGAUCACAAGGACUACAAGACCCAGUUAUUGGAACCACUAAUUAUAUGCUUGGGCUGGUGUUUAACGGUGGGGAUCAUCAUGCUCAAAAUGACUACAACUUGAAUGUCGAUAAGGCCCAUGUAACAACAUAUUCAGGUAGCACCGAGUGUCCAGUUUCCAGGAAUAGCAAAUCUUCCUGAAAAAACAUCAACCUGAUGAUCCAAUACAGUCUAAGGGCUCUUUGCAUAGCCAGAGUUAUUUUCUCAAGUGAAAAUUGCAUAUUUCUGAAAACUAUGUAAUUUCAUUUUUAAUUUUUUUAUAUUACAUCGUGGUUGGGGGGAAGGAAAAGAGAAUACUACAGCUCCACCUCAUGGAAGGCAAAAGGAGAGCUUGUUACUGUUUUUUUUUACCUGAUAAAUAAGAGGUAAGAUAUGUAUCAUUUUAUUCGAAGAAGGGAGGAGAUUGUGGGAUGGAGCUUCAUCCAUAUGAUAUUGUACUUGGAUUUACAAGGCCCAGCGUAAUUACACUCGCAUUUUGUUAACUAAAAUUUACUUGACAUAACUUAUAUUAUUAUCUAUUUAUGGAACAUAAUUAAACUUUACAAUAAUUAUAUUUAGUAGCUAAAAUAUAAUAUAUUUACUUCCUAUAGCUACCACUUUUUUACCACUCAUCUGAUAACUUCCCACACCUCUAA